This is a messenger RNA of Aureobasidium subglaciale EXF-2481, 441 nucleotides long. RefSeq lists its product as uncharacterized. Gene Ontology annotation, molecular function: mRNA binding; protein binding. Gene Ontology annotation, cellular component: nucleus. The record is from RefSeq and is a predicted model, not a curated record. The transcript has a single exon. The annotation marks the transcript as partial. NCBI's taxonomy places the organism in Eukaryota, Fungi, Ascomycota, Dothideomycetes, Dothideales, Saccotheciaceae. Gene Ontology annotation, biological process: mRNA splicing, via spliceosome; maintenance of RNA location.
GCGACGGGACUGUUGGCCAAGGAAGCCAACACAAUUGCCGGCACGAAUACAGUGCUCAAAUACCACGAGCCACCAGAGGCGCGCAAGCCAUCGAGCAAAGAGCAGUGGCGCAUGUUUGUCUUCAAGGGCAAGGACAUGGUUGACACGAUCCACCUCUACUCGCGCAGCUGCUGGCUCAUGGGUCGCGACCAAGCUGUUGUUGACUUCCACGUCGAGCACCCAAGCACAAGCAAGCAGCACGCAGUCAUCCAAUUCAGACAUCAAACAACGACGAAUGAGUACGGAGACAAGCUGAGCAAAGUCAAGCCAUAUCUCAUCGACCUAGACAGCGCCAAUGGAACGCGGCUGAAUGGAGACAAGAUUGGAGGAAGUCGAUACAUUGAGCUACGCGAUGGCGACGUCGUGGGCUUUGGCGACAGCGAGAGGGAGUAUGUCAUGAUG